AUGGGCUUGUACCUAUUUGCAUUUUCACAGAGCCGUCCAGCAGAGCUGUUCCAAGUGGUAAGGGGUCUUUUACGCACUCCCCCUCAAGUAGAAAUUGCAGACCAUUUGGUGGUCCUCUGCAAAGAAUUUGCCCACCACUUUGCAGAUAAAGUUGCUCUGAUCCGCUCCGACUUGGAUGCUCUUCUGGAGUUACACAUGAGAAUCAAAGGUGGUCGAGUCCUGGUGGAUCAGGCACAAGAGGAAAAUGAGAACCUAAAGCAACAAAUCGAGGAGCUGAGUUUGGAGGCUGUGGUUCUACAGAGGAAGCUCGUCUUCAAAGAGGCUAACAGCAGUGGAGCCAUUGAAAAGCUUCAGUCAGAGCAUGUGAACAGUCAACAGCACAUCAAAGACCUGGAGGCGAAGCUAGAGAAGAUACAAAGCAAUCUUCUAGAAAAAUUGAAAGCUCUAGAUGUUAUUGAGGAAAAGAAUGCUUCCCUGCAAGAAGAAAUAUUUUCAUUGAGGAAUGCUCUUCAAUAUGUUAAAAGAUCUGAGACUACAGCACGUUCCAAUUCAAGCAUACCUCAUACUGCACUCCAGUUCCAGGAGUCCUCAGUUUCCAAAGGGAACAUCACAGCCAAACCUUCAGAGAAAGUACUGUAUUCACGGUUUGCACAUUCUGCUUCAAUUGUCAACUUGUCACCUACAAAAUCAUCUUCCAGAAUGGUCAGAUUUCCCAUAUCAUCACUUCUGACUCUAGAUAAAUCUCCAGGCAUCUCUAGUGGCAGCUUUUUACUACAAAAACAAUGUACUCCUUGCUCUAGCAUCUCCAAUAUUGAUAGCAAUGUACUCGGGCAAGGUCAGGACUACGUCAGAGCUCUGUUCUCUGGAUCCAAGAAGACUGUUUCAGAAGUUCCACCAGUGAUGAAAUUAGGAAAGCAACAUAUUCCAACUGAAUACUAUGACUCUUCAGCAUCCAGUGCUGUUGGGAACCUUAAAAUAGUUGAAGUUCAUUCAUGUGGCCAUUAUGUGAAGAUACUAAACACAUCUCAAGAUAAAGAAGAGGGGAUUGGAGAUCACACACUCCAGCAGAACCUCAAUGGGCAUCCAGUAGCAGUUUAUAAAUUUCCCCCAAAGAUCAGAAUGAAGGCUAAUUCUUCAAUAACAGUGUGGGCUGUUUGUUCUAAAAUGACACAUAGACCUCCAACAGACUAUCUUUGGAAGGAUAUGGACAAAUUUAACCCAGGACCAGAGUGCACCACUAUCCUUUGUGGUCCUACUGGACAGGCUGUUGCUUGGUAUACUCCCAUAAACUGGAACCGAGAGCAAACAAAGAAAGACGAAGAAGGCGAUAAUUUCUGUAGAAACCUUUUACAGCCCAUUAUAGGAGUACAUCAGCAACAAGACCGGUGGGAAACUAGGGCAUUUGAGACAUGGCAAGGAAGUGUCAGUCAAAGUAAUACAAAGGAGAAUGAGCCAGAAUUUAUUUUAAGAGAAGAAAAGAUGCCACCCACCCUGUUCCCUGUUCAGAAUUCUUGGUGCCGAAGUCCCAGCUCUUCCACUCAUCCCCAUUAUACAAUGGGAAGAUAUUUAGCUUUGGGUGGUGACAAGAGUCAUGCGUGCACUAGAACACAGCCAGUACAACCGAAUCUAGAUCUUGAAUUCAGUUGUGGCAAAAAGUCAAGAAAAGAAAGUGGUAAUAGGAAAAGCACAAGGGCAACUCGAUCCAUUGGGCCUAAUUUAGGUGGAGUGAUUUAUGUAGGUUCAGAGACACCCACCGGCUCUGCUUUACAGAAGUAUUUUGCCCAUUCAUCUUACCACUUCAGGCUCCCGGCCCAGGCAUCGCCUACUCGCAUUAGCUUUCUCUAGUGUCUCACAGAGGAUCAGUGAAUAGAACUGGGUUACUUUCAAAGCGCUCUGCGGAAAAAAUAGUUUGGUGAUUCAUUGCUCCAGGAGUAAGGCAUCUUGGAUCUUCAGAGCCACUCUAAACUUUCAGUAUGAUUUCUCUGUAAAUCUCUGUGUGUUGGAAGGUCUGGCUGGCUAACUUCUCUCAGCAGUGGAUUUAUAAUACGUUGGCUAUUGAUAACUGCAUCAUUGGCACUGAUGCAAAAUAUAAGGCUGAAACUAGGCACAUCUUGCUACCCCAGUGACUUCUCUGAAGCCUUAGCAGUACCUUUGGUUCACAGUUCCACCCAUACACAUAAGCAAUUCAAAAAUACAUAAAACUGAAGGGGCUAUCUGGCCUGCAAUCCUAUAUAGUGAAACCAACUGCCAUCUCCCCCACAAACAACUAGGAUAAGAUUGGCACCCAUGUUAAUUUACCAAGGUGGGCUGUGGGCAAUUUAGCUGUACAACACUUGUGGUGGAUCUUUGGGCACUAGACCUAGGAGAAGCUUUGCUUGGUGUUCUAACUCCUCAAAUAAGCCUGCAGUCAAAUAUAGACUAUAUCAAAAAUAUUUAACUGCAUAGAUCACAGCUAUGGAUAGUUCUUAAGGUCAUGGGAGUCCCACUCCAUCUGACAGUCCUGAUGAGACAUCUCUACUUAGGGCAAGAGGCUAUUGUUAGAACAGAAUUCAGAGAAACAGAAUGGUCCCAGUUGGCAAAGGGAUCAGGCAAGGCUGCAUUCUAUCA
Molecule: messenger RNA, 2607 nt
Organism: Sceloporus undulatus (fence lizard)
Lineage: Eukaryota; Metazoa; Chordata; Lepidosauria; Squamata; Phrynosomatidae
Gene: LMNTD1
Product: lamin tail domain containing 1
Exons: 13
Coding region: 1-1845 (614 amino acids)
Cellular component (GO): nuclear envelope; cytoplasm
Source: RefSeq, a predicted model, not a curated record